AUGGGGUCUGAGAUUAAAGUCUCGUAUACGAGCUCGAGCGAGUUCUAUGCCAGAGAUAAGAGGGCAGGCCGGCCGUGGAUUUCGCACCUCCCCUUCCCGGUCCAUUGCGUUGAGAGCAUGCAGACAGAACUACGCCAUGCCAAAGAGGACUUCUACUUCUUUCGCCGAUCUAGAGCUCAGUGGGACACAGAUCCGGCUCCGACUGAGACCAUCUACACGCAUGACAUGAAUAGGUUGUUGGUGCAGAGCGUCAAAGAUCCAUACGGUAAUAUUGUCUCUGUUGGUGAGCAAGACAAGGACCCGGCCAAGUGCCUAGUGCGAAACGGACAUGACUAUCGACUCCUGGUUCCUUUCGUCGCCGUGGAUGAAAACAUGAACCGAAGUGAGGUCGUCUUCGAUCUUCUUGGCCAAGUCACGGUCACUGCAGUGAGCGGAAAGCCUGAGGCUCAUGAAGGCGACGAUGUUGGCGGGUCAAGGCCUGACCUGUCAGAGAAAGCUGUCAAGUCGUUCUUCCAGGCACCACUGCUCCAUGCGUCGGACCUGCUGAGCACGGCCACGUCCCGGGUUGCCCUACAGGCGUGGGACACGACGGAUACCGUCCUGAUCAACGACCCGGCGCAGGACCCGGAUGUGGGUGGUUUUAUAGCGCAACUGCCACGGCACGAGUACUUGACCAUAUGGUAUGAACAGCGCAAGGACAAUCAGCUCGGCGCGGAGGAGGCUGCCGCUGAGCGGGCGUCGGCCCACAGUGCGGGCACCCCGUCCCUGUCAUUCAGCGACGCCAUGGGCCGCGAGUGCGUUCGAUUUGAGAUUCUUCGGCCUUCAAUGUCAGCAACCAACCAGACAGUGGUAACCAAUGACGUAGUUCUACGCCAGGCGAGCUUUCCCGACAUCCAGGGCCCGCCUUACAAAGCCAUCGGCACGCUGGGCCGGACCGCCAACCGCAUGCGCUAUUGCUUCGCGAGGCAGGUGGCCCAUGAGCAGAGCAUGGACACGGGCGACAAGUGGUCGAUCAAGGCCGCCGACGGGAGCAUGCUGCGCACGUGA
Molecule: messenger RNA, 1047 nt
Organism: Lasiosphaeria miniovina
Lineage: Eukaryota; Fungi; Ascomycota; Sordariomycetes; Sordariales; Lasiosphaeriaceae
Exons: 2
Coding region: 1-1047 (348 amino acids)
Source: RefSeq, a predicted model, not a curated record